AUGAAAUUCUUCAUUCUCUUCGCUAUCUUAGCUACAUCUUUGGCGGAUAUUCCCUGCCCCCUCGGAUAUUUCGAUGGCACUGACGGCUCUUGCUAUGGGAUCAAGUACGAAAAAGUCAAUCGCUUGGACGCCAAGAGAAGGUGUGCUGCGGAUAACGCUGUUUUAGCUCCCAUAACUGAUGGCUUCAUCAAUUCUAAAAUUGGAACCUUACUCACUGGCAAUCCUCAGAUGUGGAUUGGAAACUAUUGCUUGAACAACACUCUCUGCUACACUGAUGAUGGAGUCAAGACUUCAUUCAACAACAAAUAUUCUAACGAUAAUAAUUUGUUCCCAUUGAUGAUUGCUAGCCAAUACUACUGGCAAUCAACAUCAAACCCAUUGAUUAUCGCUGAUGGAUAUAUUUGUAAAAUCACUCCUGACAACAGUAGAUGCCCAGUGAACUUCUACCAAUCUGGCAACACAUGUUUCUCUGUUGUUUCUAACCCAAUCACUUGGCCACAAUCUGCUCAGUUCUGUACCUUCAUGAGUUCUCAAUUAGCCAAAAUUGACUCUGAUAUCGAUAACCGUUUCGCUGUUGGACUUCUCCGGUCUAAAGGAUUCAAGGACGGAUUUGCUUCUAUUGGAUUGACUGUCGACUCUAACAAUGUUGCUACUUGGUCUAACAACACUGCUCCUACAUAUACCAACUUGGCUACUGAUACUCCAUAUCUCGGACAAUGCACUGCCCUCAACAUCAACUCUAGUUUGUCUGCUGUAGGACAAUGGACCACAAACCCAUGUGAUCAUACCAACCAGGCUACUCUUUGCACUACAGCUGCCACCAGCGUUCCAGUACCACUUAAAGCUUUCAACGGACAACUUCCUGAUGCUUGCACUCAAAUUUAUUAUGCUAAAUUCCAAAAGACCCUUGAGAUUACCUCUCCUCUCUACAGCAACUCUCUGAAUUUGACAACUUAUCCAUCAAACACUUGUACCACUGUUGUUCAAUUCGAUACCAACAAGGGUUUCUCUGUUCAAUUCUCCCAACUCAGUCUUCCAGCCAACGGCUCUUACGUUGAGUUGUCAGGAAGUCUUGUAGAUACAUCAGUUGACAAGAUCAGAUUGAGUGGUAGUACCAUUACUGGUGGAGCUUCUCCAAACAAGGUUUACAACUUCACGACCAACACCCUUGUUCUCAACUUCUACUCUCCAAUGGGUUCAUACUCAUUCAAAGCUAAAUCUAGUUGGUUCCUCAUGCUCAUCCUAAUAAGGUGUUUGAUAUUCUUUUUCCUUGUGUCAGCAGCUCAAACAAUUCCCAGAAGGAAUGCUGCCUAUCGUUUGGUCGGAAAGAAGGUGGAAACACCAGAAAUGGAACAUUUUCUCAGUAAUAUGGAAGAAUUGAAUCGGUUACAAGCAGAGCUUUUCGAAAUUGAACCUGAGAGUGGUUUGAGUGAGCUGGCUGCCGAUGAUACUACAGAGUACCGUCCAGAGAAACUACCCUUUCUAUUCGAAGGAGAUAUUUUUUUGACGGACGAACAGUUCCGAGUAGUUCUGAGUGAUACUGCUGAUUUACUGCGUGUGAAAAAAGGACAGACCCUCCGACGUCCUAGAUCAAUGACGUCUUCGUUGGCUGUGAGAUGGAUCAGAAUGCCCAUUCCCUAUUUUAUCAAUAGAAACACAGGAGUUAGCGAAGCUGCAGUCUUAGCUGGAAUCAACAAAUGGCAACAAGAGACUUGUCUGACGUUCCAACGUUUGGAUAAUUACCCUACUGUUGAUGCUUUAGUAUUUAUUGGUGGAACAGCAUGCUGGUCUUAUAUAGGACGAAUAGGUGUUGGCGCACAAGAGAUCAUGAUUGGAACAGGAUGCACAAGUUUAGGAACUGUGACUCAUGAAAUAGGUCAUGCUCUAGGACUGUACCAUGAACAAGCCCGUUACGAUAGAGAUGACUAUAUAACACUGUUUACUAGAAACAUCCAACCUAGUCAAUUGAGUCAAUUUUCUAAGCAGAGCCAGCAAUCUUUAGUAACCUACGGAGUACCAUAUGAUUAUGGAUCAGUUAUGCACUACGAUCAAACGAGUUUCACAGCAAAUGGAGGUUUAACUAUCGAAACGAAGGAUGACAACUAUCAGAGUACCAUCGGUCAGCGGUUAGGACCCUCUUUCGACGAUAUCAAGAAAGUUAACUUCGCCUAUUGCAACUCAACUUGUACAACAGUUUUACCUUGUUUAAACGGUGGUUAUACAGAUCCUAAGGAUUGCACUGUAUGUCGUUGUCCGGAUGGAUUAUCAGGUCGUCUCUGCAAUGAGGCUCCAGCCAAUCCUUCGGCUUGUGGUCCAGCCAACAUCCAAGCAGACAAUACAUUGAGGAACUUAACGAUGGUCGGAUCAGGAAAUUGUGCUUAUCUCAUAACUGCACCUGCUGGAACAUUUGUUUUCUUCCAAAUCACUCAGUUCAGCUUCACUAGGACCAAUCCAUGCUCUAGUAACUAUCUAGAAAUAAAAUACAGAAGCGACUUGACCGUCGUUGGAGCUAGAUUCUGUAUAAACUAUCCAACCAUUUCGAGAUCGGAAUCGAAUCAACUCAUUGUCCUGUAUAAGGGUAGUGCUAACACGCGAUUCACUUUACAAUACAGAAAUGAUCCUCUUGUGCAAACUACAACUACAACCACAACAACCACAACCACAACAACGACCAGAACAACGCCGUCAACCACGACGACUACCACUACUGAGAUUCCUUCAACAACGACCACCACUACUGAAACUCCUUCAACGACUACCACCACUACUCAAAUCCCUACAACUACAACUACAACGCCUGAGAAUGUGAUUUCAACUUUCUUCCCAACAACUGUGAAAACAACUGCGUCACCGUGCACUGACUGGACGCAGUGUUCAGCCUUAUGUGGUGGUUGCGGAACGAAAAGCCGAAGAUGUGGAGUAGAGAUUCAAACUGUCUAUUGUAACACCCAGCCUUGCGCAACAACCCGACCCUGCUGUCUCCCGUUCUUUUUUGGAGAAGGAUUCUGCUUCCGUCCAUACCGCUCAGCUCCAGAGUUCGCCUAUCAGGAAGAAGAGGGGGUUGACACAGUAACCAAAGACGAUUCGGUAGAGGGGAGUGGAGAAAUGAAAUAUUAA
Messenger RNA from Auanema sp. JU1783, 3117 nucleotides. The record is from the annotation of a GenBank genome assembly. Lineage: Eukaryota; Metazoa; Nematoda; Chromadorea; Rhabditida; Rhabditidae.